AAGCAAAUAACAGUAAACCGCGGACCGGUAGCAGCAUGUUCAACGUGCUGAAGUCGGCGGCGGCCCCACUUGGCCAGCAUCUGAAGGGUCUCGUAACGGUGCGGCACUAUGGCAAACCGAACAAGAAGUACCUUUACAAGGAUGGCAUACUGAAGGACCAGAUCUACUACUAUCCGCGCGACAACAAUCGAGAAAUCCUUCAGCUCGACGGCGAGCCAUCAAAAUUGUUCAGCGUGCGGCGGUUAAAACCGAUCAAGGGCCUACCCUACUGGGAGAAGCGAAUAUUACGAGGCUUGGGACUGUAUGAGAAAAACGGUGUGGCGGUUGUGAAGAAUAUCCCGGAAAAUAACGCACGCCUGUGGAAGGUGAAGCACCUGGUUGAGGUUCUUCCGAUCACGUUCAAGCACGGGGAACCGACGGAGAACGAUAUCGAUGCCACCUUCCUCAAGGAAGAUGGUGAAUGUGUGGUCGUACGAAAGUUGGAAGAGAUCGAUACGAGCGUACACAAGCUGAAGGCAGCCGAAACGGUUCGCCACGCCAAACUUCGCAUGGACGGGGAAACGUUACGGAAGGACUCCCGGCUAAGGUGGCUCAAUCCGUGGUAGUGCCGCCCCGGAUGUGCCUAGCGGAUUGUAAUUAAGGAGUAAAUGAAAGAGAUCACCUUACACCCGAAAUGCAGUUUUUUGGAUAUUGUGGAAAAGAAAAUCGGUCCAGAAAGGCUCCAGCGGUCACAUUUAAAUAGUUCCACUGUUUAUUUUACUUUGCUGUUGCUUUCGGGCGCACAUUAUUGUUCCUGCGUUGCGAUAGGAAGGGUGGGCCGGGCGUGGAUAAUACAUGCUUCGUCCGUCCCGCUCUCCCGGUCGGCCAGUCCCUUCUCCAUCCCAAAACGCGCGGUUUAGUAAAUAUAGGUAGUAUACACGUUAGUAACAUUGAUAUAGAGUGUUCUGUUUCCGCUCCCGCUUCAUUCUACGUUGCCUAAAAUACUCGCUACAACACUUUGAUUAGUCAGAGAGCUAGCUAGCCUAGUUGUGUGGCCUGAACCCCGCGCGGAUCGAGAGCAGCAAUAGUUACGCUUAUUUGUCCUGGUUUCGGUUUGUCUGGUUGGCUGGCUGAUUGAUUGAUUUGUUAGAGGGCUAAAUGUUGUUCUCGUACAACUCCGGGUUGCUGUAGUUCUCCCGUUCGGG
Messenger RNA from Anopheles bellator, 1184 nucleotides. RefSeq names its product large ribosomal subunit protein uL30m (gene mRpL30). The transcript is spliced from 3 exons. Gene Ontology annotation, cellular component: large ribosomal subunit; mitochondrion. Gene Ontology annotation, biological process: translation. The coding region runs from base 36 to 605 and encodes 189 amino acids. Gene Ontology annotation, molecular function: structural constituent of ribosome. Lineage: Eukaryota; Metazoa; Arthropoda; Insecta; Diptera; Culicidae. The record is from RefSeq and is a predicted model, not a curated record.